Dacryopinax primogenitus is the source of this 2081-nucleotide messenger RNA. RefSeq lists its product as uncharacterized. NCBI's taxonomy places the organism in Eukaryota, Fungi, Basidiomycota, Dacrymycetes, Dacrymycetales, Dacrymycetaceae. Bases 84 to 2081 code for a protein of 665 amino acids. Gene Ontology annotation, biological process: regulation of actin filament polymerization. The record is from RefSeq and is a predicted model, not a curated record. The transcript is spliced from 10 exons. Gene Ontology annotation, molecular function: protein binding.
UUCUUCCUCUUCAUCCCUUCCUUACCUUCACUUCAUAUCUUUGCAUCUAGCUACGGCAAGACGACGUCCGUUUUAUAGGCAGGAUGACUACUAGCCAGACGUAUGGCGCUUCUCUCCCCGACCAAUUCCAAACCAUCUCCUCCCACCUCCUUACCCACCUCUCCCUGCUCGCCGACACACGCGAGCUGAUCCGAGAACGGGCGGCUCUGGAGCGAGAGUACGCUACCAAGCUUAGGGAUCUGGGGUAUAAGGCUGCUGGUAAGAGGGGGAAAAGGGCGAGUGCGUUGGUCGUGGGGGAGGUGCCUAGUCGGGCGUGGAACGAGGGGGCGAUUAAGGCUCAUACGUUCGACACGGCGUACCAGGUCUUCCUCGCUUCCCUCGAGAACACAGCUCGGGAUCAUAUAACCCUCGCGGACACGCUCGACUCGGAGAUCGUUGCUGGGCUUGCGCUGCUCGAGAAACGGAAAGAGGAGCUGAGGAAGGUCGAGGUGAGGAAUUAUCAGACGCUGUUGGAGGAGAGGGAUGGGAUAUAUGAUGUGAGGAUUAAGGCGAAGCAGAAAUACGAUGAUGCGUGCAUCGCGGUUGAGAACUCGCGUAGGAAACAGGAGGUGGGCAGGCAUUCGGCAGACAAGUUUGACGCGUUGACGGAUGAGAUGAACACGGCGAAGAACGGGUACCUGGUGUCUAUUGCUGUCUCUAACAAGGAAAAGGACAAGUACUUUGAGGAGGACUUGCCGGUGUACCAAGAUCUACUGCAAGACCUCCAAACCUCGCUCACAGACCGACUCACCAUCAUCCUCAAACGCAGUACUCAGCUACACCUCGAGCACAUCCAGCAUAUAACAACACACCAAGCCUCGAACAAAAAAGCGCUCGAGUCCGUCAAUCCCGCAACCGACCAGAACUUGUUUAUACAGUACAACCAGCGCCCGUUUUCCCUCCCCCAGGACUGGGCUUUCGACCCCUGCGCGAGCCAUUAUGAUACUCCGGAGGUGGGGCUGGACCCGCAGCCGAAGAUCUACUUGCAGAACAGGCUGGCGAACUCUAGGGGGAAGAUCGCGAAUGUCAAACCCGAAGCGGAGGCGAAGCAACGCGAACUUGCCUCUCUGCAGAAAGUGCUCGUCAAGUACCGCGAGCAGCCAAAGACGGGCGACGCGGAAGAAGUAGCGCGUCAGAUCGCCGAGGCUUCACACCAGCUGGCGAUGCUCACUACGAGCGUGACGACGCUAGAAGCGGAGAUCGCGUGUAUUAGCGCUGCGCUGGGAGGGGACGAGGGCGGGGGGAAACCGCAUACCUGGAAGAGCUCGAGUUUUUCAAUCCCGACCGCUUGCGCGUACUGUGAUACGUCCAUCUGGGGCCUGAGCAAGCAGGGCAAGACGUGCAAAGCCUGUGGGAUAUCCGUUCAUAACAAAUGCGAGCUCAGUGUUCCCGCGACCUGCGGCGACCCCAACGUCAGCAUCAAGAAAUCCGACACGGUGCGGAGCAAGUCCGGCACAGGCACUGGCACGCCCGCUCGAACCCGGGCGUCAUCUAACGCUUCCCUCGCUUCUAGCUCCUCUGUUCCAUCUCUCACGACCUCAAUAUCCAAGACGACUUCCAUAGGGAAAGAGAAGCCCUCAUCCCCCAGUACGCCUACGGCCUCGGCCUCAGCCUCGGGGGGAGGGAACCAGCAGGCAAAGGUCAUAUUCACUUUCCCCGGAUCGGCAGCGCACGAGCUCGCCGUGUCCGAAGGGGACACCGUGACCGUCCUUGACCCAGACGACGGGACCGGCUGGGUAGAAGUCCGCUCUUCCUCUGGCUCGGGACUCGUCCCUGCUUCGUACCUGAAGAUACUCCCUCCUUCUAACGGGACAAAAAGACGUGCUCCCGCUCCCCCGCCACCUAAGCCCCGGGGGAUGGGACCGAAGAAGGUCAAGGCGCUGUUUGAUUACCAGGGACAGACGGGGGAGGAGCUGGACCUGGAGGAAGGGAGGGUGUAUGAGCUUGCUGAUGGGGGGGAUAAGGAUCCUGGUUGGUGGGAAGUGAAGAGCGGGGGGAGGAAGGGGCUUGUACCUGCUAAUUAUGUCGAGUUGGUUAAGUAG